CCGCCGCCGCCGCCGCCGUCGCCGUCGCAAAUGCCAGGCUUCCCGCCGGGCUUGGCUCGAUGCGAUGCGAUUCGGAGGCCGUCCGUGGCCGGCCGAAUGGCCGGUCAUUUUCCGCGCUCGUCCCGGGGAUCAAGGGCCGCAGGAGCUGGCGAUCCUCAGCCAGCCACCCGGCCUCCGGACGAAUGGCCUGCGCGCGGACCGGCGCCCAGGGCGUGCUCAGGGCCGGGCGGCUUUUGGCGUCCGGCGUCCAGGGACACUGGGGGGUCGAUGGGCCCGAGCCGGCCAUGCCCGAGGUGACAGGACUGGCAUCUGAAAGAUCGGCCCCCGCGGCCGGCGGGGCCCCGGUGGCAAGUUGCGGGGUCAAUGGCCGAGUGGGAACCGGUGGCAGGGGCACCGGCCGCGGCCGGCCGGUCGGCGGAUGGUGCCCUUGCCGGGAGGGCGUGGCCGGCUGGCCGGGCCGGGUGCCGGAGGGAUGGCCGGGCCGGGUGCCCGGCGCCACCCCCGGGCCCCGGGGAUUUGUCCCCAUCACCGGCGAGGGGGUCUGAUAGAUGCAGCGCUCGGGAGCCGGAAGUGUCGGUGACACGGGCACAGAGGACCCGAGGCCCGGCGCGGCCAAGUCCGAGUCGGGCGGCGAAAUCUGGAAGCCGGGAUCAAGGUCCGCUGGACCGGCGGUGUGGCGGGAGCCGGAGUCGGGAUCGGGACUGGAAUCGGACUCGAUGUCGGACCCGGAUCCGGACCCAUCGCCGCCGGUGCUGAGGCCGACUCGCGGGCGUUUCCGGCGGUCAUCCUCCAUCACCGGCGACUGCGAGGGGGCCUUGGCAAGGAGAAUGGCCUCCGGGCCUGGGCGAUGGGCGCUCGGGGCCGGGGAGCCAAGGAGCAAUUGCAUGGGCGACAGGUGUUCCUGCUGCAGGUACUGGCUGACGGCGGUCUGUUGCAGAUCGAUGUCAAGCAGAUCGAGCAUCUCGGUGUCUGUGCCACUCGGGCCUGGGGGAGGCUUGGGCCCGGCGGGAUGGUCCCCCCUGGCCGCCUUACUGGCGACAGGCGACGCUGGGUCGCCUAGCGGUGGCUGUUCGGAUGCGGCACUCUGUUGAGGCAUGACCAGACAUUGAUCCACAGGCGGGGGCGGGGAACAGCGCGGCACGGGGUCGACAGGGGAGGAGGAGGGACCAAGGGGGCGGGAGGAGG
This is a messenger RNA of Fonticula alba, 1185 nucleotides long. RefSeq lists its product as hypothetical. The transcript has a single exon. The record is from RefSeq and is a predicted model, not a curated record. NCBI's taxonomy places the organism in Eukaryota, Rotosphaerida, Fonticulaceae. Bases 549 to 1091 code for a protein of 180 amino acids.